AUGGCGACUCUCGCAGAUACAACAAGCAUCCCCCGUACACCCACUCUACCAACAUAUUCUUCAGCGACAGAUACACCGCCAACGGGUGAGACGGAACUCGCCGAGCUCUCACCGUCGACAUCGUCCUCCAGUCUCCCGCCGACCUACGACGACGCCACAGCCUCCACAUCGUCAGCAAUUGUCACGACAAUCCGCGGUCCCACAGACGGUUCGACAAUCAGCGACAGUCCGCCGUCACCAACCACAGAUUCCUUCACCCCGACGGCGCAGUUCCAGAUCGAGACCUCCGGCAAGCAAUGGUUUUCCCUCCCCACCGGAACCCGACCAGACCCGAUCCCCGUCUUCCGCGUCGAAUACGGGUCGUGGUCCCAGUACUCCCAGCCCGUCUACACCUCUCUCCGCUUCUCCCGCGGCGAUAGCAGCUGCCACCUCGUCCGGGACAGCGACGAGUCCCAGACGCCGGUGUGCACCACGCUCUACCGCUUCGGGCCCGGAAAACCCCCCGUCUUUCGACUACCCAAGUCUCCUUCCCCGUCAUCGUCCGGAGAAACCUCGCCCGGUGCCGCCGAGAGCGAGGGCGUCGACCUGCAGAUAUUCUCCAAGUCCGUCACCUCCCGAACCCAGGUCCUCAAAACGCCCUACGGGACACUGCGGUGGCGAUACGCCUCCAGCAAGGAGCGCGCCGCCGUCGAGGGCGCGGACGAGCUGCUCGUCUGCGAGCUCAUGGAGAAGGUUGCGACGAAAAGCUUCAAGAUGGAGGAGAAGACGACGAGGAUCGCACAGCUCGUCCGCGGAGAGGGGACGAGGACACGCGGGACCGGGAGGUCUACGGCCGGCAAUGGCGGGCGAUUGAUGAUGGACCUUUUCAGGUGGACGGAUUUGAAGGGUGGAGGCAAGGAAGUGGUCGAGGGUCUGGUUAUCGCGAGCUGUAUUUGCAUGCUGAAGAAGGAGGUCGAUCGGAGGAGGAUGCAGCAAUUCAUGGUUCUGGGGGCUGGGGCGACUAUUGCUAUUUAA
Colletotrichum karsti is the source of this 1014-nucleotide messenger RNA. RefSeq lists its product as uncharacterized. The record is from RefSeq and is a predicted model, not a curated record. The transcript has a single exon. The coding region runs from base 1 to 1014 and encodes 337 amino acids. Lineage: Eukaryota; Fungi; Ascomycota; Sordariomycetes; Glomerellales; Glomerellaceae.